Messenger RNA from Colletotrichum higginsianum IMI 349063, 564 nucleotides. RefSeq lists its product as uncharacterized. The coding region runs from base 1 to 564 and encodes 187 amino acids. The record is from RefSeq and is a predicted model, not a curated record. The transcript is spliced from 3 exons. Lineage: Eukaryota; Fungi; Ascomycota; Sordariomycetes; Glomerellales; Glomerellaceae.
AUGUCUCGCGAACUGGACAGUCCCCCACUCGGUGCUUUUUUUCUUUCCUUUAAAUUUUCCAAUGAGAUCCUCCAGCUGCUGUUGACUUCUUCCCUUUCAACCUCACACAGGUCAACAGACCUACUCCUGCCUGCUCAUUAUGAAACGAACGCGCUGGCAGCGUUUGGGGCAGGCAGCUGGAUUCCAUGGAUUUUUUUCAGUCCAAACCUCUUGAGGCUCCGAAACUUUGAAGAAGUUGUCGCCCUCCACGCUUUUUUAUGCAAAAGAAUACAUAAUGUUGAAUCCGGUGCAAUAGUUUCAGCCUUGUCUGAUCUAGAGCCAACACCACACGCUUUCGCUCGCAUUUGUCCUGAUGGCACCUUUGCUAACAUCAAUUGGAUAGGUAAAUAUCUUGCUCUCCAGCCUUUCUGGCGCACAUUGUCCCGACACCCACAGGCAUCAUCCACCACACAUGAGGAAGAUUUGAACGAACGGGCGGACAUAAACGAACCUCGGCGCCCUUUACCAGAAACAAACGGGGGCGUACAAUCCCCGUGGUGCUGGGUGUCCGGGGCUUCUUGUUGA